AUGAAGUAUGAGGAGAGAAUAGGGGCUGCUGUGAGGCCCCAGGAGGCUGUUGACAUCCUAAACUGUAUGAUGAGGUGUGGGAUGAAUGACUUGAAUAGCAUUGGGUGUAUGUUUACCUGGAAUAAUAAGCAGCAGAAGGACAAUAGGGUAUUCAUCAAAUUAGACAGGGUCAUGGUAAAUGAGGCAUGGGAGGAAGCUUUUCCAAGUGCAGCUGCACACUUCAUGCCAGAGGCAAGUUUUGACCAUAGCCCAAUGAUUGUGAAUGUCUGCUCACAACUACAAACUUAUAGACAACCUUUCAAGUACUUUACCAUGUUGAGCUCAGUUGGGAAUUUCCAAGAGAUUGUGAGAGCAUGCUGGAAUACUAGAAUUGAGGGCACCUCCAUGUUUAAAGUGGUGUGCAAAAUGAAACUUGUGAAAAAAGCUAUGAAGAAACUGAAUGCUGAGGGCUUUAAUGAUAUACAUGUUGUUGAGAUCAAGGCUUUGCAUAACUUAUCAAGAUGCCAGGCAGAUCCUCAGGAUGAUAUUACAAAUUCAGUUAAAAAGGAGGCAGAACAUAAUGCAAAUGUGGAGUAUAGAAGAGUGCAUAAGCUAUAUAUGUCCUUCCUAAGCCAAAAGGAAAAAUUGAGUUGGUGCAAGGAGGGAGAUGAAAAUUCCCACCUUUUUGACCAAUCUAUCAAAGCACGAAGAAUUAAAAACAGUGCAUAUGCUAUAAAUGACAGUGCUGGUGAGUGGCAAGAUGAACCUCAAAAAGUCAUAGAUGCUUUUUUAAGAUACUAUGAAGAAUUGCUUGGCAAUACUAUGGCUGAUAGAGUUCCAGUAAAGAAGGUGGUAAUUGAGAGGGGUCCAAUGCUCACUAAAGACCAGAUUCAAGUACUGUGUAGACCAUUUGAUGUUGAGGAAGUAAAUAAGGCAGUUGGGUCUAUAUCUGGGGAGAAAGCUCCUGGUCCUGAUGGUUUUGGGGGCUUUUUCCACAAAGAUACAUGGGCUAUAAUUGGAUAG
This is a messenger RNA of Beta vulgaris subsp. vulgaris (sugar beet), 1002 nucleotides long. RefSeq lists its product as uncharacterized. The record is from RefSeq and is a predicted model, not a curated record. NCBI's taxonomy places the organism in Eukaryota, Viridiplantae, Streptophyta, Magnoliopsida, Caryophyllales, Amaranthaceae. Bases 1 to 1002 code for a protein of 333 amino acids. The transcript has a single exon.